This is a messenger RNA of Rhodotorula toruloides NP11, 909 nucleotides long. RefSeq names its product short-chain dehydrogenase/reductase SDR family protein. The coding region runs from base 1 to 909 and encodes 302 amino acids. The transcript is spliced from 4 exons. Gene Ontology annotation, molecular function: oxidoreductase activity. The record is from RefSeq and is a predicted model, not a curated record. NCBI's taxonomy places the organism in Eukaryota, Fungi, Basidiomycota, Microbotryomycetes, Sporidiobolales, Sporidiobolaceae.
AUGGCUGCUACACCUACCAGAUUCCCCAAUGCUACGCGGCGCAUCGCCUGCGUGACCGGCGCUUCCUCGGGGAUUGGGAGGGCGUGUGCGGUCGCUCUGGCGAGGGAAGGAUGGACAGUCGUUAUCUCGGCGAGGAGGGCUGCAGACCUCGACGAGACCGUGCGACUGGCGAAGGAGACCCGGCAGGCGGCGGAAGUGCGACCUUUCCCGGGUGAUUUGGGCAAGCCGGAGGAUGUCGACGCUCUCUUCGACUUUAUCCGGCGAGAAUACGGCCGCCUAGACUUGCUCUUCAACAAUGCCGGCCGGAGUGUCGCACCUGUACCGCUCGAAGAAGUCUCGCUCGAGGAUUUUCAGUCCAUCGUCGGCGUCAACCUCGUUGCGCCCUUCCUCGCGACCCAGCACGCCUUCCGGAUCAUGAAGAACCAGACGCCUCAAGGCGGGCGCAUCAUCAACAACGGCUCCAUCUCAGCUCACACGCCUCGACCCUUCUCUGCGCCGUACACCAUGACCAAGCACGCCAUCACUGGCUUGACGAAGUCUGCGGCGCUCGACGGCAGGGCGUACAACAUUGCAUGCUCGCAGAUUGACAUCGGCAACGCCGAGUCCGCUAUGGUUGGAGCAAUGAAGCCAGGCGGAAGUCUUCAGCCCAAUGGCGAGCGGAUUCAAGAACCAGUCAUGCCGGUCGAGCAUGUCGCGGACGCUAUCGUACACAUGGCGAGUUUGCCGCUCAACGUCAACAUCCUGAACCAAGUGCGUUCUACGCCCCUUUCUUCCCCUUUGUCCUCGAAACCCACGCUCUCCUCUCCUUGCAAACCAUCAUGGCGACGACGAUGCCGUUCGUCGGGCGCGGCUAGUCGCGCAAGGCGCUGCCUCGUAUGUAACCGCCGCCUGGCGGUUGCAGGGAUGUAA